GCAGUUCCUGUUUUGCAGCACACACUCUCUUGACUGUGCAGUUGGAGGGUCUAUUUUUGAAAAGUCACAGGAGGAUGUGGUCUCCGUAUUGUUUCCCUCCACUGGUGUAUGACAACUGUGGUCGAUCUGGGAUGAUCUAGGACAGAGAUAAAAGCAGUUACAGAAGAUGGAGCACACCUCUUGCACGGAAGAUCGUAUCCAGCAUGUCCUUGAGCGUUGCCUCUGUGACCUGGGUCUUGACACUCCUGACAAACAACUCUGGAACGCUGGGUUGUGCAUAAACCGCUGGUGUUUGGAGGAACUUGUGAAGAGAGAUCCCCACAACUUCCUCAUCCUUCUACAGAAAAUACUGAGGAAAACAAAAGAGGUGCUAGAGCAGUGUCAGUAUGAACUUGUGGUGCCCCUCUCUCUCUUGUUCUCUUCAACCCUUCUUAAAGCUCCUUAUGUGGCUCCAGAAUGUGGCGUGCUGCAGAAGGCCUACCUGUUGUUCCAUAGUUUUCUGUCCUGGCCUGAGCCUUGCUGCUCUGCCAGUAAACGCCUGCUAAAUAUCAUCCAGCAGGAACUCAGAGCACCAGGUAUUUCAUUUCAAAGACUGGUGAGAACAGAGCAGGGGUUUUCCCCUGAGGUUCACAGCCCUAAAACCACGAUGGUACUGUUAGUGAGCCCAGAUGAAGAUGUACCUCCAGAGGUCCAGUCUGUCUCUGAGCGGCUGAGUAGUACUCAGCCCUCCAACAAAGAUGUCACUAUCACCCUCAUCCGGCAUGGCUUUCAGGCUGUUCUGGGCAACAAACAUGAGCUACAGGCACUCCACACUACCCUGCAGACAAAGCGCCCUGAGGAGUUGGAGCAGCUCCUGGAGGCAAUGACUGAGAGCAUGGAGAUAGCAGCCUCCACAGCAGAUCUCAGCACAGCAAGACAGUGUCUACUAAAAAGCAUGGAGAGGCUCAAAGAAAGCCUUGCUGUUCCUGUUCCUGCUGAUGGCUGCCCGGACACUGGGACUAUUGAGACUUUCAUGCUGCCCCUCCCCAAAUGUCACACAUGUUCUUGGGUCAACGGCAACUUUGAUAUUCUGAAUGAAGUUCUCUCAAAUGAGUGGGACCUGGAUUCACCUGAAGACUGUUUCCUGAAAACAGAAAUAGACGAGGAGGAUAAUAAUGACACCAGUGUGGAUGAGGAAGAUGAGUUGGAGAUUAACAAAGUGGACCAUGAGUUUCAAAACCACCGCAUCUCCACCGCAUCUUCUUCUUCUAGAGACUCCAUGUUUUCUAGCUACUCUCUCUCCUCCAGCUGGUCUGUGCCAUCAGGCUCAUCAGGCGUGGAGAGUGAUUUCAGUGAGGACACAGGGCAUGAGGACACAGAGGAAGGACAAGACAGCCAGCCAAAAGCUAGAAAGAAACCUAAGAAGAAGUCCAGAUCCCUGUUGGGUGUAGAGCGCUUCUCUAUGCUUUUCAAGAAUCCCAGCAGCCCGAACGUUUGCCGCCGUGUCCAGAGCAUGGGCUAUCGUAAUGAUGUCACCAAAGACUUUCAAAGAACCGGGUUACCCCUCAAACACUCCAGGUCCCUGUCCAGACAGGGCCGCCUUCUACAGGCAUCCUCCGCUACUUUAGAUCCUCUCUCCCCCCAGAAGCAUAUGUGUGUCCGCAGGAGGCCGAUCCUGAGCUGUGAUGAGGGGGAUGUGGUGGAGGUGCCCACCCUGGUUAAAGUGGUGGUAUUUGGAGGUGACAAAGAGGCCGGCAGGUUAGCCAGGGCAUACAGCAAUCUGCAGCAGAAAGAGAGUAAACAUCCACGACUCACCAAGACAUGCAAACUGCAGUUUUACUUUGUACCCACCAAAAGAAGAACUACAGGAAGCCCAGGAGGAGGACACACACCAGCUGAGGGGCAGACAGGAAGUUCAACCAAAGCUGCAUCUGCGGAGUCUAAUGACCUUGUACUGGAGGACAGUACUACAGAUAUAGCCCAGAUGUUGGGCAUGAUGGAUCCCUGGUAUGAGCGGAACGUCCUCAGUCUGCUCAGCCUGUCCUCUGAUGUUCUUUGUCAGACUGUCUGUAAGGAAGGUGAUGUCUCAGAAGGCAGUGGCAGUGUGGAGCGUCUUCCCCUGCUGGCCGACCUGGUGCUUUACUACUGCCGACAUGCAGACCAGCCUGUUCUGGUGCAGCUCUACCAGGCUGAGCUGACUCUGGCUGGAGGAGAGAAGCGAAGGGAGGUGUUUAUUCACUCUCUGGAACUUGGGCACUCUGCUGGAACCAGAGCUGUUAAAGCCAUGGGUGCUGCCAGCAAAAGGUUUGGAAUUGAUGAAGAACGACAGGCUGUCCCUUUAACACUAAAUGUUGCCUACAACAAGGUGGCUGUUAGUGGGAGGAGUCAGUGGACCCAGACGGAGAUAGUCUGCACAUCAAUUAAUCUUUACAAAGUCUGCAGGAAGCCAGAGCAGCUAUGUGACGAUUCAAGAAUAGAGAGUCUGCAGCUGACAAUGACAGAAGUCCUAAAGAGACAGUGCUCCAAGUCUAAAAAGCACUACAACCAGCACAUCUCAAUAUCAGAAGUGAAGGUGGACAAGAUGCAGGUGAAUGGUGGAGAAGUUGGGACAACAUUUGCUGUGUGUCUGGAUCAGGAUGAGAAGAAGUUCAUCCAAAGUGUGACCAGGUGUGAGGUGUCUCUGUGCUGUAAACCAGGAAGUAGUUCAGACUGGAGGUCCUACAAACCCUUACCAGGCCAAAUCCAGCCUCUGCACCCGUCCUACUGCUCUCUGCUCUGCCUUCCCAUCACCUCGUUCUCCACCUCGUAGUCCUGACACACUUUACACUGCACAGAACCAAACCACGGAAAUUCCACUUAUACAGGGAUGAUGAAACUAAAGCAACACAGGAGGCAGAACAUAGCUACUAGAUAACAUCUGGAAAUGCAUAGGAGAGAAAAAGUUGCAUAAUACUAACAACAAAGGUGACAUUUAAUAACCCACUUCCUACAUAUUUCAGGUUUGUCCUGGGGCUGACGUCAAGGUGUGUCACAUUUACUAGCAGGAGGAGUGAGUGCCUAUUAAGAGGAUUGCUUUCCAGCUAGCUUCUAGUGUUUUCUCUUAUCUCAGAAGAGGGCUUACUAUGUAUUAAUUGACACUGGUGUUCUUGUAUGGAGGAUUUCAUAUGGUCUCAUGGUCUCAGGAGGGUUUAUAGAGACCACUCAUUAGAUUACGUCAAUUAUCUGCUGUCAGCAGCAUAAAACUAAUUACUUGAUUACCAUUGUGUACGUUCUAUUGCUCUAUGACAGAAUAAAACCCUUUUUUUAAAAGAAAUGUGUAAUGAAAUAAGCUAUUUAUUUUGAAGUGAUAGCAACAAAGAUGUGUUUUUUUAUGUUUUUAAAAUCUCGUUUAAUUAUGUUUUUUAUAUGUCACUUAACUGAAAUAAAAUCAUGUUUGAGUCA
Lates calcarifer (barramundi perch) is the source of this 3420-nucleotide messenger RNA. Its product is annotated as phosphoinositide 3-kinase regulatory subunit 5-like. The record is from RefSeq and is a predicted model, not a curated record. Gene Ontology annotation, cellular component: phosphatidylinositol 3-kinase complex, class IB. Lineage: Eukaryota; Metazoa; Chordata; Actinopteri; Centropomidae. Gene Ontology annotation, biological process: positive regulation of MAP kinase activity; G protein-coupled receptor signaling pathway. Gene Ontology annotation, molecular function: 1-phosphatidylinositol-3-kinase regulator activity.